Doryrhamphus excisus (bluestripe pipefish) is the source of this 3232-nucleotide messenger RNA. RefSeq names its product prostaglandin reductase 2 (gene ptgr2). The record is from RefSeq and is a predicted model, not a curated record. Gene Ontology annotation, molecular function: 15-oxoprostaglandin 13-reductase [NAD(P)+] activity. Gene Ontology annotation, biological process: prostaglandin metabolic process. NCBI's taxonomy places the organism in Eukaryota, Metazoa, Chordata, Actinopteri, Syngnathiformes, Syngnathidae.
CUCUUCUGUCAAAAAUGUGGCAUAUCAAAAAACAUAAUCUGUUUUCUAAUGGGUACACGACACUGCAAAGACAUAAUGCAAAACAUUUGCAUAUGUAGUACUAGUGUGUGUGUGUGUUGUGUAUAGUUGAGGCUGCAACAAAGCUACACAUACAAAGCGGCUAACCGUCAGUGAACGAGUCACACAAGAAAACACAACAGUACUCACGCGUCUUCUGGCUUCUUCCACGACCGACUUUAUCCUUUUUGACGUCUAAAGUUGCCCGUACGGAGAUCAAAUAUGCUAUCUGUUAUGACAAAUUCCUCCACAAGGCGUCACUUCUCCGGGUAGACAUGCUAGCUUAAUAUCGAGGAAGCUCCAUAACUGUCCCCGCGACGCAUCUUUGACGACGAUACGUGAUUAGACGCUCCCGCUGCACCGACAAAUGUGAUGUUAAAUCCGGCCAAGUAUGUUUCAGUUCAAAUGGAGCGUGUUUAUGUCUGAAACGUGCACAUGAAGUGGCGAAAAUGACCCGCACAACACGCGGACACUUCAGUGAGUCACUGUUGCUGCCCGAACCGCUACUCUGAGGGGGACACCGGGGGGAAAGAGGAAGAAGAGGUACUUCCUGCUUCGAAGUGACGUCGCACUUUACAAAAUACAGCCUCACGUCGCUUUUAUUCAUUUUCAAGACGGUAAUAAAACGUAAACAACUAAAUCAUAUGCUUAUAUUUGCUUAAAAUUUGUAAAAUAUCUUAAAGGAAUCACUACAUUAUGCGACAAGUGUUUGGCUAAACGCAAACCAAACCGGAUGUUAGCUUGAUAGUUUUAUCUUGCUUUGAACUUUAUGCCCAUACAAACUCAAGACUUCACACUGGAUGUGAAAAUUGCCUUUUAAAGAUGAACGUAAAGAAAGUAGUCCUCAACUCCAGACCAGGGUCAAAUGGAAUUCCGGUUCCUGCAAACUUCCGCCUGGAAGAGACAACCAUUGCACACGACCUGCAAGAGGAGGAGGUUCUAGUUAGGACCCUUUAUCUCUCAGUGGACCCCUACAUGAGAUGCAGGAUGAAUGAAGACACGGGUGCUGAGUACCUGACUCCCUGGCGGCUGUCGGAGUGUAUGGACGGCGGAGGGGUGGGUGUGGUGGAAUCCAGCCGACACGGUGCUUUCCGCGAGGGAGACGUGGUCACGUCCUUCAACUGGCCGUGGCAGAGCCGUGCUGUUGUGGCAGGAAGCGUACUACAGAAGGUGAAUCCAUCCUUGGUGGAUGGACAUAUUUCCUACUUCCUGGGUGCGGUUGGCAUCACGGGUCUGACUGCGCUGUUGGGAAUGAGAGAGAAGGGUCAUGUGACCAAAGGUACCAAUCAGACGCUGGUGGUCAGCGGAGCAGCUGGAGCGUGCGGCUCGAUAGCGGGCCAGAUUGGCCGCCUGGAUGGCUGCACCAGGGUGGUCGGGAUCUGCAGUUCUGAGGAGAAGUGUAAAGUUCUGGUGGAAGUGUUGGGCUUUUCCAGCGCAGUCAACUAUCGGGAACAAGAUGUCGCCGCGGGGCUGCGGGAGUGCUGCCCCGAUGGUAUCGACGUUUACUUUGACAACGUGGGAGGAGUCAUCAGCGACGCGGUCAUCGCUCAGAUGAACGAUGGCGGCCAUGUUGUCCUGUGUGGGCAGAUCUCUCAGUACAACAAGGACGUACCCUACCCGCCACCCCUGAGCCAGGAAAGCCAGGAGAACCUUGAGAGGAAGAAGAUCAGCAGGGAGAGGUUCAUGGUGCUCCAUUACAUGAACAAAGCCGAUGCUGCCCUGGCCGAGCUCGCUCACCUGGUCACCGCCGGACACGUCAAGGUGCUGGAAACCAUCGAAAACGGCAUUGAAAAUAUGGGAGUCGCCUUCUGCUCCAUGAUGAAAGGCGGGAACCUAGGCAAGCAGAUUAUCAAGCUACGCCAUUGAUGACACAAAGCGCUAGAUUGUAUAGAACGUUUUUAUUCCACAGCACUAGAAACCAUUCAUUGGAAGAAAAAAAAAACAAAAAAAAAAACGUGGUUGCGCCCUUUUUUUCAGUCCCAAACGCCCCCAUUCGUGUGUGUGAUUGAACAGCAGCGUAUCGUCAAAGCACAGUGGCUGAAGGUUUAUUUAUUGGAAAGGGUCAUCAUCAUUUGGGGAGGGAACUCGUGUACUGUUGGUGCGUCUUGUCCAGCAGUGCCCCCCGCAGGGAAGAUGGGGCAUCACCGGGGUGUUUCCCACAGGACUGACAUGUAUUUGUGGCGGUCUACUUGGAUUUAUUAUGGCUUCACUUUAUCACGUUUUUUUUUGUUUAAAAAAUAAAUCAAAUCUUGCUGAUUCGUGGUUGACUAUGGCCUAAAAUUAAUCAAAAGAUUAAUGAAUGAAUGAAUUUUUAUUUUAAGCAAAUUCAAUGUAUUUUUUUGUUUAAAAAAAAGUCAUUUGAAGCAUUCAGAAGAAGUAUUGAGAAAAUGAUGCUAUUAUACGGCACGGUGGUUGAGUGGUUAGCGCGCAGACCUCAGAGCUAGGAGACCAGCGUUCAAUUCCACCCUGUGUGGAGUUUGCAUGUUCUCCCCUCCCACAUUCCAAAAUGUGAUUGGCCGGGGUGGACUCCGCCUCUCGCCCCAAGACAGCUGGGAUAGGCUCCGGCACCCCCCCCCCCCCCCCCAACGGACUAUCGUGAUAUUAAUAUGAGGCUGCACGGGGUUCGAGUGGUUAGCACGCAGGCCUCGCAGUUAGGAGACCCCGUGUUCAAUUCCACCAAUUGCAUGUGUGGGUUUUCUCCGGGUACUCCGGUUUCCUCCCACAUUCCAAAAACAUGCUAGCUUCAUUAGCCACUCCAAAUUGUCCAUAGGUAUGAAUGUGAGUGUGAAUGGUUGUUUGUCUAUAUGUGCCCUGGGAUUGGCUGGCCACCAGUCCAGGGUGUACCCCGCCUCUCGCCCCAAUACAGCUGGGAUAGGCUCCAGCACACCCCCGCGACCCUCGUGAGGAAAAAGCGGUAGAAAAUGAAUGAAUGAAUUAUCAAUAUAAUAUAUAAUUAAAAUAAAGUAUAGACAGCUGGGAUAGGCUCCAGCACCCCCGCGACCCUCGUGAGGAAAAAGCGGUAGAAAAUGAAUGAAUGAUCAAUAUAAUAUAUAAUUAUAAUAAAGUAUAAAGACAGCUGGGAUAGGCUCCAGCACCCCCCAUGACCCUUGUGAGGAAACAGCGGUAGAAAAUGAAUGAAUGAAUGAUCAAUAUAAUAUAUAAUUAAAGUAUGAAG